Anisakis simplex (herring worm) is the source of this 225-nucleotide messenger RNA. The record is from the annotation of a GenBank genome assembly. NCBI's taxonomy places the organism in Eukaryota, Metazoa, Nematoda, Chromadorea, Rhabditida, Anisakidae.
GUUGAUCCACGCGAAGCUAAGGCAGCCGUAAUUCACGGAUCGGAUCUGCGCGAGAUGACCGAAGAGCAAUUGGCUGAUGUGAUUGCGAAUCACGCAGAAAUUGGAACAGCUUUGAAUUUUGAGACGAGUCAAAGUUCAUUCGUGAUGAGUAAGAUUAGUGUUCACUUGAAUGCUGUCUUCGAAGUUGAUCAAUUUUUAUCAUUUCUGUUUGUGGUACGUGUGUAG